Molecule: messenger RNA, 1182 nt
Organism: Nycticebus coucang (slow loris)
Lineage: Eukaryota; Metazoa; Chordata; Mammalia; Primates; Lorisidae
Gene: TAC1
Product: tachykinin precursor 1
Exons: 7
Coding region: 246-638 (130 amino acids)
Biological process (GO): tachykinin receptor signaling pathway
Source: RefSeq, a predicted model, not a curated record
ACUUACCGUCUCGGAAACUCUCAAUCACGCAAGCGAAAGGAGAGGAGGCGGCUAAUCAAAUAUUGAGAAAGUCGCUCGGGGCGCGGGGGUCACGUGGGUCUGGAGGCUGCGAGCCCGGGAUAAAUACCGCCAGGCACCGAGCGGGCGAAGCAGCGCGCCGCGAACUCCUCCUCGCCGCCGCUGCACCGGAGCGCGGGAGUCCAGCCGCCGGAGGAGCCCGCGACCUGAGCCUCGCAACAUUCAACAUGAAAAUCCUCGUCGCCUUGGCGGUCCUUUUUCUUGUCUCCACUCAACUAUUUGCUGAAGAAAUAGGAGCCAAUGAUGAUCUGAAUUACUGGUCCGACUGGUCUGACAGUGACCAGAUCAAGGAGGAGCUGCCGGAGCCCUUUGAGCAUCUUCUGCAGAGAAUCGCCCGGAGACCCAAGCCUCAGCAGUUCUUUGGAUUAAUGGGCAAACGGGAUGCUGAUUCCUCAAUUGAAAAACAACUGGCCCUGUUAAAGGCUCUUUAUGGACACGGCCAGAUCUCUCACAAAAGGCAUAAAACAGAUUCCUUUGUUGGACUAAUGGGAAAAAGAGCUUUAAAUUCUGUGGCUUAUGAAAGGAGUGCGAUGCAGAAUUAUGAAAGAAGGCGCAAAUAAACUACCCAACAAAUUAUUUAUUUCAGCUUCAUUUGUGUUAAUGAGCAAUGAAAGAAAAAUAAGACAUGCACUAGGAGGAAUAAUUAUUUAUUUAAUAACAAUUGUUGUUUUGAGUUGAAAACUCAAAAGGAGUGUUUAUUAUUCAUAUUGUGCCAAUAUGUGUUGUAAACACGUGUUGUAAUUAUAAUAUGAUGACUCCCUCAGAAGUAGAAAUUGAUGGGAAUUUCACAACAAAGCACAGUGUUCAGUGAAAUUGUAAAACAAUGAUAGAAGCUCCAAAGAAAGAAUUGCUUUGAAGCAGUCGUAUCAACUACUGCUAAAAGGGAAGGAAAUUCCUGAUGGUCUCAUGCUUGCCCUGGUAUUUUUCAUGGCCAACAUGCUGAGAUUUUGGUAUCAAACUAUAUUUGUAUCCCUGAAGCAUGUUUCAUGUUUUGUGACUAUAUAGAGAUGUUUUUAAAAGUUUUAAUGUGACUCAAAGGUCCUCAUUCCAUUGUAUGAUGUGUUGUGAUAGCUAACAUUUUAAAUAAAAGAAAAAUAUAUUGAC